This is a messenger RNA of Thunnus maccoyii (southern bluefin tuna), 4649 nucleotides long. RefSeq names its product transmembrane protein 91 (gene tmem91). NCBI's taxonomy places the organism in Eukaryota, Metazoa, Chordata, Actinopteri, Scombriformes, Scombridae. Bases 1744 to 2481 code for a protein of 245 amino acids. The record is from RefSeq and is a predicted model, not a curated record. The transcript has 4 exons. Gene Ontology annotation, cellular component: intracellular membrane-bounded organelle; membrane.
GAGAGCUGUAGCGCAGUAUUUGGAAAGUCAGAGAAAAAAGCUGAGAGUGGCAGAAGAAAGUUGGCACGGUUUAAGAUGCACUACAACCGCAACAAGGAUUAAUGGCAGACCUUCUCGUUCCUGUGAGGAGGAGAGAGCGAGCCGAGCAGGAUGGGAGAAGAGAAGAUGUGCAGGGGGAAGGGGAGUCUUUGACAAAGCAUGCACAUUACUGCUGCCGGGCUGCACAGGUGUAAUAUAGAAGGCAUCUGCACCCACAUUCACAGCCGCAUCAGUUUGACUCUGUAACUCUCUCAUCCUCACUGCUGCCACACAAACACAUGCAGGAUACAUGUAAUCUGUUCACACUCACAUAUACAUGCACACCUUCUGCACAUGCUCUCACUGGAGGCAAACAAAACAAUGCUGGAUCUGGAUUGUUGAAACCGGGACAUUGGAUACCCCUCUUUUUCCUCUCUGAGGACUCAUCCUGAGGACAGGACAGGACAGGACAGGACAGGACAGGACAGGACGGAGCAGGACGGAUCUGAGUUUUAAACGUAAAGACCAGCACCUCCUCAUCCUCAUCGGAGACCUGGAUAAGAAAACUACCCGACCCUCUUAAGGUGGACGGGGUACAUUAAAAAUACAUGUCCCAAAGGAGCGCUGCCGUGGCAAACAGUAAACCCAUAAAUCAACACAGGAGGACUUGGAUUUCUUCAUUAUCGCCUCCUACAGCAACAACAGAGGAAAAGGCAUGUCGGCAGGCCCGCUGACCCACCGACGUGCACCAUAGGAUUCUAUUUCUGGAGCCUCAUUGCUUUUACAGAUUAACUGCCCUCAAAUAUGGCCCCAAUCCGUUCAUUGCGGCACUAGUUUGACUGCAGCCGGAGGUUGUGCAUAUUCAAGCUUCAAAACACCCCGCUGUGCGUCAGUCCAGUCAUCUGAAGGGUCCGCUGCCUUUGGCCUGUUUUUGAAGGCAGUGUCAAUGCACUUUUUUUUUUUCCCCCUCCCAACUCCUGCAGAGGAACAAACAUACGCCUGUAUGUCAUGACAGCUUAAAAGUCUUUUUUUAAAAUUCUCAUUGCCCAUUUCCAUCCAGAACUGUUUUUACCCUUGAAGGGAAAGAUUGACAUCCAAAGCUUUCACACUAAUACCAUGACACUGUGCUUAGAUUAAGACUUCAUAUUUUAUUGCAAGAGACAUUUUCCAUGAGUUCCUGAGGGCAAAUCACACUAAAAUCCCAUUGCCCAGUGUUUUCAUUAGCCUGUCUGGGGCUAAUCAAGGUCCUCCAUCAUCAGAACUGACAUUUUCAUAUUGUAUGAGCGAGAAAAGUAGCCGACAUUAGCAUAUUCAUGAACACUGAGACGCUCAAUCAUGUGAAAUGGAAGACAUGGGCCAAACCCUGAGCCAUCAAGGUCUGAAACAAAUCGCUUAUGACAUGUGAGGAAAAGAGGAUCUUGAAUCCUUCAGCACAGCAUCCCAUACCCUACAGGAGACGGCUACCACUGGCACAUUAAGGAUAUUUCACUCUAACAUUAACCUGGCAUGUGUUGUUUGCCUCUGGAAUCAGGCCUAUAAUAAGAGAAAAAUUAAAGAAUUGGAUUAAAGAUGGAUUAUCACUGAAACACUAAAGCCAGCAAAGCAGCUGCCUUUGCAUAAACCCAUCGUACGCUCUCCAGGGAGACGCUGCUGCAGACUGAUUUGUAGAUUACAUUUGGUUGUUGAUGUGGUGGCCUUUCGUGUGCUUGGUAUUAAAAGAGCGGGAUGGAGAAUCUAGAUGAGCUGGAGCACCCUCUUCUGGGAGAAAGCCCCGAUAACAGCCAAGCAUCAAAGCCGGGGCAAGGGCCCGGACCUGGACAGGCCCCUGGUGGGCUGUUUAAGGGAAUCUUGGUUAAGUGUGAGGAAGACAGAGCCUACCCUCCUUUAACGUGGAGGAACUAUUGUGGACAUCCUCCUGAGCUUCAGCAGCAACAGCUACUGGAUCCCUGCUCAUUACCUCGCACACUGGAGUCUUUCUACCCACCGCCCCCCAUCUGGGGCCACGCAGACUCCCUGCUCAGCAAGGACUACCUGGAGACCACCUUUGUGGACAUUCGGCCCGGCUCUACGCUGGAGAGGAAGCUUCUGGCUGAGACGCAGGACUUCCACAGCAUGUCCUACAGCAUGGAUGAUGAAGACGACCUGCUUCCUGACUCUGACGACUCAUCCAUUGAUGACUUUAGUGAUACAGACAGUGAGAACAACUUCCCUCUGAUGAUCCCUCAGGACUACUUGGGUCUGGCUUUUUUCUCCAUGCUCUGCUGCUUCUGGCCCCUGGGCAUCGCUGCCUUCUACCUUUCACAGAAGACGAACAAGGCGUCCGCUCAGGGGGAUUUUCAAGGGGCCAACGCAGCAUCUCGCCAGGCUCUGUGGCUCUCAGUUCUCUCCAUCGUGUUUGGAAUCAUAACGUACAUCUGCGCCAUCGCUGCGCUGAUUUCCUACCUGUCUGGCAAACCGCCAUAAAAGUGAGCUCUUGCACAAAGAAUAAACACAGACCUCUCACGCAUUCUCAUGAAUAUCAACACACGCCGACAUACAGUAUCACCUGUAAAUGUUAAAAAAUCAUCACAGUCUUUCGUCCGUCGACCCUGUCUGCAGUCAUGUUUUAUCUACACCGAGCUGGAAAAAGCAAAGACCGGACAGUGAAAACACAACAGAGAGAUCUUAGUCACUUCUAAUUGGAUUAGGACAUAAUUCAGCUCAGAGGACGUUCCUCGCACGCAUAGAAGAAUAAUUGAAAAAGGAAGUUAUUCAGUAUCACUCUGUGUAGGACAUUUGGUCUGUAAAUGUGAUUUAUUUUGUCAUCCUUUGAUUCUGUGCUGUAGUCGUCAUCACAUGUUAAGCAUUACAAAAGUUAUAAGAGACUGGGACAACAAAUGCAGACACAGAACACUGAAGUUAUCACUGUCACAAAAGCAACAGAUGGAUAAUGAGAAGUAGAGAGAGAGACGACGUCUACCUGGGAGGAGGAAAGUUAAGGGGGACAGCGUACGUCGAUGGGAGUCUGCAGAUUUAUGAGAAGGUCACAGCAGCUGCUAAUACCUGAUGGACCUCGCUGUGGGGGGCGGGGCCUGAGCCAGCACAAGGUGAAAGCUGGUGAUGGCUCCGGGGGCCCCCAGAGCUUUAUUUUUAAAAACAUACGGAGGGGGCCGGAAACUCCUGGCGGGAGCAAGAGCACCACUGGGAACCACCACACAUGUACAUUGAUCAACCCGUCCUGCUUUCAAGACAACACAUUCAGCAUCACUCCUCGUUUACCUGCAGAGAGGACUAAUUCUGCUUUGUUUAGGCCAAGUUAAGAAGUAUCUUUAUGUUAAAAUACUCAAAAAAAAGAGAGAAAUACAUAUAAUGCCAUUAUAUGAGAAAAUAAAUAAAAAUGAGAAGUUUUAAAUGAAAUGCAAGGUGAUGUGAGAUACUGGCUCUAGAUAAAGAAGGGAAUGAUGACAUAGACAGAAGGGUGCAGACUUGCAAGAGAAAGAGCCAAAAACAUGGAAGAAACUCAGAGGAUGAUCCUUUUAUGAGCUAUUCCAUUAAUAGAAACACGUGGAUCGCUGCUCCACGCUCUCCAAAUAUAGAUUCUAUUUUCUCCUCCAAAAAAAGAGGACUUCAGGAACUCGCUUCUCGCAGUAUGACAAACUUGAAAAUGAAGUUGUCUACUCAGUGUAAACAAACACAGUCAACACUUUGUCCAGAUGAGUAAAAGGGGCUAAAAAAAAAAAAAAAAAAAAAAAAAAGUAGGCUGACAGCUCAUCUUGCACUUAGCCAUUUGAUGCAUGAUUCAGUAAAAUCUCCAUCUCGGUCACAACGGAAACCUGCAUGGCGAGUUUGCAGUGUGUCAUAUACUGUACAAACCUGCUCCAAGCUUCAAACACUCCCUUCAUUUGGUCCCCAAUAAUUGCAAGAAUAGCUGUGAUAGAAAAAAAAAAAAAAAAAAACCUCUGGCCAUAUUGGUUUGAGCUUAAAUGUGCCAUUUAACUAAGGUGAAAGUCAUCAUUUUCUAUUUCGAUGUAUAGUUUUUAUAGACUCCACACAGAUGAAUUACAAAUAACUCAAAUACUUUGUUUUCCAAAAAAAACAAACCCAGUGUUGUAUCAAGACUGAGCUGAUAAUUAUUGUCACUAUACAUAAAUGGUACACGUAGGCACACCUGUGAUAUCUCAGCGUCUAAACCUCGUCAGCUUUCACCGUUGAUGUGCUGUGAUACAGUUCAGACAAUCCUAAAUCUUCUGUCUCCACUGGACAUUAUGUGUCAAUGAAAAAUAAAAAAAAAUGACCCUUUGUAGUUACAGAUGAGUUACCACAAUUAGUGAUUUAUAUGGAAGCAUUUAAUGUAGUUCGUCUUGACUGAUCACUGUUAUAAGACGGACCCUGGUCAGAUUUGUCUCACUUUCUAUCACUUGUAUAGACAACCAGCGGACGCAGCGAAGCGGACGACUCGCGCGGGUCGAUGAAGGUUAAAGGUCGUGGCGAAUGAGAUUUAUUAGUACAGGAGAUAUUAUGUACUUUCUCAGUUCACGUUCUUGUAUUACAUGUGUAUAUUAAACUGAAGGAAAAAUCAAUGAAUCCCAAUAAAUGCACUUUGUUUGACAUUCAUGUUUCUUCUUUUCGUUUUGCACUCAGCCACACACACA